Clonostachys rhizophaga is the source of this 1083-nucleotide messenger RNA. Lineage: Eukaryota; Fungi; Ascomycota; Sordariomycetes; Hypocreales; Bionectriaceae. The record is from the annotation of a GenBank genome assembly.
AUGAUUGAGAUACGGUGUUCAGGAACACCAUUUGAGAUCGGCUACCAGCAUGGUACGGCCGCCAGAGACAAGGUAGAAGGAUCCCUUGCCUUUUACAGAGGCUUGUUUCAGUCCAGCUGCCGUCUGGAUUGGGCAUCUGUUCUCCAAGAGGCCGCCAAAUACGUCGAGUUUUUGCGCGGAGAUUGCCCUAGAUACUAUGAGGAGAUGCAGGGCAUUGCCAAAGGCGCCAAUGUGGACAUCCUGGACAUCGUUGCUCUGAAUGUUAGAACCGAGAUCAACUUUGGACUUUUCACUGCAGAUCAGUCACUGCCUGUGCAAAGCGACGGGUGCACGAGCGUGGCAUACAAGAACAAGACAGGCGACGUUCUACUCGCCCAGAAUUGGGAUUGGCAGAAGGAACAAGCUGCCAACCUUUUUGUUUGCCACAUCAGUCAACCGGGCUCAAAGCUCCCCGACAUUUCCAUGGUCACCGAGGGCGGGGUCAUCGGGAAGAUUGGGUUCAACUCGAGCGGCGUGGGAGUUUGUUUGAACGCAAUAAGAGCGCGGGGAGUAGAUGUCUCCCGAUACCCCAUCCACGUCGCACUGAGAAAAGCGCUCGAGUCCGGCUCGGCGAGAGCAGCUGCCAACGCUAUUAGUCUCAUCGGAACAGCCGGGAGCGGCCAUAUUCUCGUAUCUGAUCAGUCAGAGGCCCUCGGAUUGGAGUGCACAAGUGUUGGUAUAAAGGAACUUCAGUUGAAUAAUGAAGGCAUUUUGGUCCAUACCAACCACCUGCUUCUGGACCAUGCUGGUGUUGAAGAGGUCCCUUGGUUGGGUGAUUCUCCUCGGAGAUUAGACCGCUUCAAUCACCUUAUCACGAAUGCGGUUGCAUCCGCGGCGUUUAGCAAGGAUUCACUCUUCGAGCUCUUCAAAGAUGAAAACGGCUAUCCUAGCUCUAUCAAUCGCCGUCAAACCAAGUCGUGCAAAAGUGAAACACUAUUCAACAUCAUCAUGGAUUUGGCGGCGUGGAAAGGCACGGUAUCGGUUGGGAGACCAACAGAGCAGUCCCAACGUAUAGAGAUAGCUUUGCGCUCCAAUGAACAAUGA